Entrophospora sp. SA101 is the source of this 1143-nucleotide messenger RNA. Lineage: Eukaryota; Fungi; Glomeromycota; Glomeromycetes; Entrophosporales; Entrophosporaceae. The record is from the annotation of a GenBank genome assembly.
AUGUUUGAAAUCGACAUCGCAACUGUUAUGUUCACAACAGUUAAUCUUGUCGUUCUUCUUGAUUAUUUGGUAAAUAUUUUAAUGGAGUGGCUAUACCCACGAGUUGAUGAAGAAUUUCCAUCUUUGUCUGAAAUCAACACUCUCAAUACUCUUUUUGCUUUUAUCAUUGAGAGACCGAAUUGUAAUGUUAGCUCAGAUAUCAAAUCAAAUUAUGAUGUUAGCUCAGCUAUCAAAUCAAAUUGUGAUGUAGAUGUCAAAUCAAAUUGUGAUGUUAGCUCAAAUGACGAAUCAAAUUGUGAUGCUAGCUCAGAUGGUGAAUCAAAUUAUGAUGCAGAUGACGAAUCAAAUUGUGAUGCUAGCUCGGAUGGUGAAUCAAAUUAUGAUGCAGAUGACGAAUCAAAUUAUAAUGUUAGCUCAAAUGACGAAUCUGAAGUUGACGAUGAACCAAAUCUAGAAAAUAUUUUGAUAAUGAUGGAAGAUGCACAAUUUGAUCCUAAAAUAAUUACUGAUAGUGUUAUUACAAUUAAACAACACGAUAAAGAAUUGUUGUCACUAUCAUCAAUUUUAUCAGCAAUCGACGCUGAAAUGCUUCAAGUAACCAAAAAACUUGAAGCAUUAUCAUUUGACGACACCGAAAAUAUUCAACCACUCAAAUCAUCAUCGAAAAAACUCAAAGCGGAUUCAAAUAAUCCAAAUGAUAAUAACGUUCAGGGCUCAAAUUAUCAAAAGGAUAAUAAUAAAGAUAAUUGGUUGAAGAUUGCUUUUGAAUCCGAGCUUAAAAAUACAAGUGAAUCUUCAGCAAGUCUAAAUAAUGAAGAUAAUUGGUUGAGGAUUGCUUUUGAUUCUGAGCUUAAAAAUAUAAGCGAAUCUUCAACAAGUCUAAAUAAUAAUAUUUGGGAUUCAAAUAAUCCAAACGGUGAAAAUGUAAAUAAUUGGUUGAAAAUCACUUUUGAUUCUGAGCUUAAAAAUACAAGUGACCGAUUUCAUCAAUGGGGUUUAAAUAAUCAAAAUGGUGAGGAUGAUUGGUUGAAAAUUGCUUUUGAAACCAAGCUUAAAAAUACAAGUGAUAAUGAUUUAGUCACGGUAGUAACAAUAGAAGAAAUAAGUCUGUUAGCAAUAGCUAUCGUCAAGAUAUCACAAUAG